AACGAUUCGCAAGAACGAUCCGUUCAUGAUUCGAACAUCACCAGUGGAUGGUGCGGCAGGAGCAGCAAAGAGCGCAGUCACCGGGAGGGAUUCCGCAGACCGUUAGGCUGUCCACAUCACCUUCAGACAUGGCAAAGGAAGGGACUGAGAUUGCAGAAGAGACCGAGCAAAUGAUAGACCAGAAGGAGCCGGACAAUCCCGUUUCUGCGGUUGUAGAUUCAAAAGAAAUGCGGGCUGUGCUGCUCACGGGCUUUGGUGGUCUAAACAAACUCAAAGUCACCAAGAAACCAAUGCCAGAGCCUCAAGAAGGAGAAGUCAAAAUUCGCGUGAAAGCAUGUGGACUGAACUUUCUUGAUCUAAUGGUGCGUCAAGGAAAUAUUGAUAAUCCUCCAAAAACUCCUUUUGUGCCUGGAUUUGAGUGUUCUGGGAUUGUAGAGAGUGUUGGAGAAAACACUGAAGGCUUUGAGAUCGGUGACAGAGUGAUGGCUUUUGUAAACUACAGUGCUUGGGCAGAGGUGGUGUGCACACCAUUGGAUUUUGUGUAUAAGAUCCCAGACGACAUGACGUUCCCAGAGGCGGCUGCCUUCUCUAUGAACUUUGUGGCUGCCUACAUGAUGCUGUUUGAAGUGGCCAAUCUCCGGGAGGGGAUGUCUGUGUUAGUUCACUCCGCAGGAGGUGCGGUGGGUCAAGCAGUCGCUCAACUGUGUUCCACUGUCCCGAAUGUCACUGUGUUUGGGACCGCCUCUCCCUUCAAACACGAAGCCAUACAGCAUUCAGUCACUCAUCUGUUUGACAGAAACAUCGACUGUGUUCCAGAAGUUAAGAAGAUAUCUCCAGAUGGAGUAGACAUUGUACUGGACUGUUUGUGUGGGGAGAACACAGGGAAAGGCCUAACUUUGCUCAAGCCCAUGGGAACGUACAUCCUGUAUGGUUCAUCAAACAUGGUGACAGGAGAAACAAAAAGUUUCUUCAGUUUUGCUAAAUCUUGGUGGCAGGUUGAGAAGGUGAACCCUAUCAAACUCUAUGAGGAGAAUAAAGUCAUAGCCGGAUUCUCGCUCCUGAACCUCCUCUUCAAGCAGGGUGGGUGUAGCCAAGUCAAGACAGCAGUGCAAAAACUUCUUUCACUUUACAACCAAAAGAAGAUCAAGCCUGUUGUUGAUUCACUUUGGGCGCUUGAGGAGGUGAAGGAAGCCAUGCAGAGAAUCCAUGACAGAGGAAACAUAGGGAAGCUGAUUUUGGACGUGGAAAAGUCGCCCACGCCUUUGAUGGCCAAUGACAGCACAGAGACCAGUGAGGCAGGUGAGGAGGAAGAGGAGCAAGAGGGAGACAAUGAAAACAAAGAGCGAAUGCCCUUCAUUCAGUGAAGCCAGACUCCACCAGAGACUAUCAUGAACCUGUGCUGAGCUCCGUGUCAUAGUGAAACGUAUCUGUGUGUGUGAGAUGUGUUCAGUCUAUUGUUUGUCUGUAACUUUGCCAGUUUUGGACAGUGCAGUCAAAAAUACCACAAAACAUUAAGUGUGUUGUUUCAUGUUUUACUGAAGUGCCAUUCUUAGUGCAGUGUUGAAUUGUUACAGUGUUUUAGACCAAAACGUUAUUGUAGGAUUGACUUUUCGUGGAAGCUUUUUGCAGCCUUUGGGAUGUUUUAUUUGACCCCGUGAGUCAGUGGAUUGACAGAUGACUACAGUCAAAGUCCAAAAUUAAAGCCUCAUACAUACCGGGACGAUUAUCGGGCGCGCUUAUCGCCGACGUUUUUAUUUCCUCUUUGUCGUUACGUAUGUCGUUGCCGUAAGUGUGCUCGGCAAGACCGGUUUGUGCCACCAAGUCGUGUUUUACUGUAACUUCAGCAGCUCCAGGCAUGUGAACAAAAGCGCCAAUCUCAUUGGUUAGCCAGUUUUUAACGUGGCGUAUCAAACCGAAAAUUAU
Molecule: messenger RNA, 1923 nt
Organism: Carassius carassius (crucian carp)
Lineage: Eukaryota; Metazoa; Chordata; Actinopteri; Cypriniformes; Cyprinidae
Gene: vat1l
Product: vesicle amine transport 1-like
Exons: 9
Coding region: 48-1364 (438 amino acids)
Molecular function (GO): oxidoreductase activity
Source: RefSeq, a predicted model, not a curated record